Messenger RNA from Aspergillus puulaauensis, 447 nucleotides. RefSeq names its product BUD31 family protein (gene CWF14). Gene Ontology annotation, biological process: mRNA splicing, via spliceosome. The coding region runs from base 1 to 447 and encodes 148 amino acids. The record is from RefSeq and is a predicted model, not a curated record. Gene Ontology annotation, cellular component: nucleus; spliceosomal complex. Lineage: Eukaryota; Fungi; Ascomycota; Eurotiomycetes; Eurotiales; Aspergillaceae. The transcript has 3 exons.
AUGCCUCCAGUUCGCACAUCUCGCAAUCGCAAACGACCCCCAGCAGGCUUCGAUGACAUCGAAGACACACUCCUGGAAUUCAGCAAUAAAAUGAAAGAUGCCGAAAAUGCACCGCAUGAGGGCAAGAAGAAACACGAGGUGCUCUGGCCCAUUUUCCAGAUUAGCCAUCAGCGAUCAAGAUACAUCUAUGAUCUAUAUUAUGAGAAGGAGGCUAUAUCGAAACAACUCUACGACUGGCUCUUGAAGAAUGGCUAUGCGGAUCCGAACUUGAUCGCGAAGUGGAAGAAGCAAGGGUAUGAAAAGCUUUGUUGCCUCCGUUGCAUUCAGACAAAGGAAACAAAUUUUAACGCUACUUGCAUUUGCCGGGUGCCUAAGGCCCAACUUAAAGAGGACCAAAUCAUACAGUGUGUUAGCUGUGGAUGCCGUGGCUGUGCCAGUAGUGACUAA